Messenger RNA from Aspergillus brunneoviolaceus CBS 621.78, 1002 nucleotides. RefSeq names its product ATG16 family protein. NCBI's taxonomy places the organism in Eukaryota, Fungi, Ascomycota, Eurotiomycetes, Eurotiales, Aspergillaceae. The transcript is spliced from 3 exons. The coding region runs from base 213 to 821 and encodes 202 amino acids. The record is from RefSeq and is a predicted model, not a curated record.
CAUCCAUCCCUCAACCUCAUGCGCUUCAAGGGACCUGCACCCUCCGAAACCUCACCAGAUCCCCUCAACCCCUAGCCCAACACCUCCAACACACCACCAUGUAUCCAUGACUGCCUUAUCAUAUAGACCAAAACCAAUACCACCUUUCGCCCCUCCUUAUCACCCACACCCACCACCACCACUAUCUAUCUAUCUAUCUACAGUAUCACUAAAUGGCCCACUGGCGGGAAGAAUACUCCGCCGCACUGGCAUCUCGCGAUCGCCGCGAGAAAGCCAACACCGCAUUAUACGAUGCCUACACCCAACUCGCCGACCGAACCGCAUCCACCACCACCACCAGCCUACAAACUCCAGCGGGCGAAGGUCCGCGUGCGACCACAACCACAAGACAUCAUGUACCUCCCCCAACCCCAUCCGCACCAACACCACCCGCCCCGCAACAAGAACAAGAAACCCUCCUCGCGUUGCUCGCCGCGGCGCAACGAUCCCGCUCGGAGCUGCAGGCCCAGCUCACCCGGAUGACGGCGGAGCUGGAGCGGCUCCGCAAGCGCCACGCCCAGGACGGGCGACGCCUCCAGGGGUUCGAGCAGGAGGUCGCGCAUCUGCAGAUGCGGUUGAAGGAUCGGGAUGAGGAGUUGCGGGGGAAGGCGAAGUUGUUGGAGGAUUUCCAAGACGAGAUGGCGUCGCUGAAUCUCCAACUGAAUAUGGCCGAGGAGCGGUCCGCGCGGUUCCAGCAAGAAAACCAGGACCUGGUGGAUCGCUGGAUGGCCAAGGUCGGGCAGGAGGCGGAUGCCAUGAAUGCGAAUUCGAGGUUCUCGUAGAUCUAGACGCCCCAGAGGUUAUGGGUGAGGGACGCGGACAUUACAGGGUGGGAGAUUUCCUUAUUUCACGCUGCCAGAAGAGUUUCUGCUUUGAUCAUUUCCCCGUACCCAAGAAGCAUCGGGCUGGGCGGGAUUUCUUUAGGAUAUGUGUCAGAGCUUUCUAUGCACAAUGAUACCCAUG